Molecule: messenger RNA, 660 nt
Organism: Encephalitozoon intestinalis ATCC 50506
Lineage: Eukaryota; Fungi; Microsporidia; Unikaryonidae
Exons: 1
Coding region: 1-660 (219 amino acids)
Source: RefSeq, a predicted model, not a curated record
AUGGGAUCGAAGUUUGUGAAGUAUCUUUCAGACUCCAUUGCAAAUCUGAGCUCCCUGGUCAUGAGCAUCUCCUCAAGUACCCAUGCUCCUGCUGAAGAAUCCACAGUUCCUCUAAGUUCAAUAGAUAUGAAUGAAAAGACAGAGGGCUGCAGAAGGACUACCAAUCCCGACAACGAAACCAUUGUUCUGAAGAGGUCUGACUAUGAGAAGACCUGUUCCGAACUUGCCUCCAGCAGGACAAUGAUAGAGGAUCUUAAAAAAAAAGAAGAGGAAUGCAAUAGAAUGCUGAGGAACUACGACGCAACUCUUACGUAUGCGUUGGAAAGAAACGAAAAGGAGAAGAUUCUUUUGGAGAGUACCAUCAUGAAUGAGGAGAUAGAAAGGUUAAAGUCUAAUGAAUACAGGCUGAAAAGUUACAUUCAAGCGUUGAAGAGGGAUUUGUUUGCAAGUGAAGACAAAAUGGAGUCUCUCCGGAAGGCAAACAAUGAAAGAAUAGAGUUUUUGGUUGGGCAAGUUGAAGAGGCUAAGGGGAUGUACGAAGAGGAGAAAAGAAAGGUUUCCUACUUGAGCAAGAGACUGAAUGAGCUGGAAGAUGCUUUUGGAGUGAGGUGCAGGGAAAUGGUCGAGCUGGCCGAGUACUGUAAAUACCUGUUGCGGUAG